AUGGGUAAGACAAAAGACGGACGCAACCUCAAUAUUAGGAGUUAUCCGAAAUUUGUGACACUGAAAGAAGAACGCCUGUAUCGCAAGCAGCACCUGGCUGCCGCAUUUCGGGUCUUCGCAGACCGGGGUUUCGAUGAAGGAGUAGCGGGUCAUAUCUCUGUCCGCGACCCAAUCUUGACUGAUCACUUUUGGCUGAAUCCCUUGUCGAUGCAUUUUUCGCUGAUCAAGGUGUCUGAUCUCAUCCUGGUUGAUGAGAAUGGUCUAGUUGUGGAAGGCGACGAGCCUAUCAACACAGCUGCCUUCACCAUCCACUCUGCCGUACAUCGUGCGCGACCAGAUGCGAAUGCAGCAUGCCAUGCCCACAGUGUCCAUGGCAAGGCAUUCUCCGUCUUCGGACGGGAACUUGAGAUGAUCACGCAGGACUCCCUGCGUUUUUACAAGUGCCAUUCCGUUUACGACAACUUCGGUGGUGUUGUAGUAGAUCGGGAGGAGGGUGACCGUAUCGCGAGUGCCCUCGGAAACGGCAAGGCUGUCAUAUUACAGAAUCAUGGACUCUUGACUGUCGGCCAAUCAAUCGACGAAGCUGCAUUCUGGUUCAUCAGCAUGGAUAGAACGUGUCAGGCGCAGCUUCUAGCAGAUGCCGCCUCCGCAGCUGGCUAUAGAAAGAAGAUCAUCAGCGAAGAGGAAGCAGAAUACGGAGUGAAAGAAGUCGGAGGCCCGGAAAAGGGGUGGCUGGCCUUUCAGCCGUACUAUGAUGAACAGUUGGCCAAGACGAAAGGCGAGUUUUUGCACUAG
Messenger RNA from Truncatella angustata, 795 nucleotides. RefSeq names its product class II aldolase/adducin domain protein. The record is from RefSeq and is a predicted model, not a curated record. Gene Ontology annotation, molecular function: actin filament binding. The coding region runs from base 1 to 795 and encodes 264 amino acids. NCBI's taxonomy places the organism in Eukaryota, Fungi, Ascomycota, Sordariomycetes, Amphisphaeriales, Sporocadaceae. Gene Ontology annotation, cellular component: cytoskeleton. The transcript is spliced from 2 exons.